This is a messenger RNA of Nestor notabilis (Kea), 4243 nucleotides long. RefSeq names its product zinc finger, FYVE domain containing 16 (gene ZFYVE16). Gene Ontology annotation, molecular function: metal ion binding. The transcript is spliced from 15 exons. The annotation marks the transcript as partial. Gene Ontology annotation, cellular component: early endosome membrane. Gene Ontology annotation, biological process: protein targeting to lysosome; endosomal transport. NCBI's taxonomy places the organism in Eukaryota, Metazoa, Chordata, Aves, Psittaciformes, Psittacidae. The record is from RefSeq and is a predicted model, not a curated record.
AUGGACAGUUACUUUAAAGCUGCAGUUUGUGACUUGGACAAACUACUUGAUGAAUUUGAACAGAAUACAGAUGAGUAUGACUGCUACAGAACACCCCAAAAUCCAUAUGACUCAAAACACCAUUCGCUUUCUUCAGUUCUGGAUUGCUUACAACAUACAUACCCAACACCAAAACUGCAAGAGGAUGCUAACAGUUGUACUUCAUCAGAAGAGAUCUCUCUAGCUAGUCACCUUGGAGCACAUGAAGUGCUUCCAAGUUACUCAUCACAAAAUGAGCAACAGAAUGUUUCUGGACCUGAUCUUUUGUCUACUGUGGACAGCAGUUCCUUAAAUGAAAUUCAGGCUUCAAACCUAGGAAGUUGCAGUGUACCUGUGUGCGAUCUCGUUAAUGACACAGGUAACUUAAUCCACUCAGUGGCUGCUCAGGAAGAUACUCAAAAGUUGCAGCCAGAUGACUUGCAGGACAGUGAAGGCUUGAUUGGCUUUGGAGUAUCUUGCAUACCUGUUCCUACUUGUGUGUCAUCAGCUGGUGGCAGCAGUGUUUCAAGUACAGAGCAGAGUGAUGGGAGCUCAACACUACAAGAUUUGGGACAUCUUAAAAAGGAGGAGAUUAAUCAUUUAGCUUUAAAAUCAGACAGUUAUGCUACAGGAAAGAUCUCAAUUCCAUGUGAUGAUCAACAUAGGACAGAAGAUGUAAAGUGCAGUGAAGUAUUUGAGCAGCUUGUACAAACUGCUUGCCUUAGUACUGCAUGUGUAACAUUACAGGAAUCAGAUGUGUACAGUCCUGAAGAUGAGAAAGCGUAUGAAAAAUUGCGUUGUGAACUGCAAGAUGAAAGUGCAGGUUCUGCAGCAAGCAAAGAGAUGAAUGGAAGAGAUGCUAUAGAAAAGGUAGAUUCAAAAGAUGAGAACAGUGUUGAAUCCAUGCCUUCAGAUCUGCCAGGGAGGCCUCAGUGGCACAAAAGCCAUGCAGCAUUACCUGUAAAUGGUGUUUUACAAGGCUCCUCAUUUGGAACAGGAGCUAAAGUAGAACUGGAAAAGAAAAUCACAGAGGAGAAUGUAGGUACAGAAGAACUUAAUAGCAAUGAAAUACUAAACAGUGUUUCAACUCCAUGUAUUUCAGUUGAGGACAUACAGACCCCACGGUCGUGUUUUUCACUUCCUAUAUCUGUAUGUGGUUCUCUAGUUGUAACGGACGAAAAAGUUACUCCGUUACCUCAAAAUGUGGCAGAGGGUAUUAGUGAUACUUCAGCUGUUCAUGCUGGAAUGUCUAAAACUGAUAUCUCUGAUACGGAAUCUUGUGAAAACACUGACUUGAAGGAACCAGAAGUAUAUGUAGGUAAAAUCCAUGAAAGUAUUGUGGAAAAAAGUAUAAGUGAAGAGAGUUGUAGUAAUGAAAAUGUAAUUGAUGACAGUGAUUCUCAGCAAAUCGAAGCUUUUGCUUCUGCCUGCCUAGAGUAUGAAGCAGAGCUAUAUGCUGGUGGUAUAGACUCUUAUUACAAUGAAAGUAUGAGCCCAGUUAUGUCUGACUUUACUGUGGAGGAGAAUGUUAUUAAAAGUGAUACUCUAAUAAGCGAUGCUGAGCUUGAUGAUUUCUUGUAUGGACAAAGUCUUCAAUCCAGUGUGUUGAAGUCUUCAGAUGAUGAUAGUAACUUAAUGGGAGCUGAUGCAGAUGAAAGGAAUUUAAUAAAUGUGAACAACCUGGAUUUCACAGAGCUCACUGAAGAACACAUGCAAGCAAAACUGGAGGAUAUAACAAGCAUUAGUGAUAAUCUUGAAGUAUCUCUUACUGCCAGUGAAUCGGAAUCUGUAACAGAAGAGAGUAUGUCCAGUAGUCGGGACAUGAUUGAGAGCAGUCGUGAAGCAUCAGUUCCUAGUGUUUGUACUGAAGGUGCAAGACCAAAGCAGUUGCUUGGCCUUUCCCACAGAGCUGUUGGUCAAAGACAACAGAGAAGAACAGAUGUACUUGAGAGGGAGAAUCAGGAGGCCAGUUCUGUUAUCCCAGAAGCUCCUCUCUCGGGCACCAGCGUACAGGUUGGUAAAAAUCCUUACCCUGCGCACUCUGGGGAAAGCAGCUCUGAAGCUGGAGGAAAUCAAACAUCUGAAAAUGUGAAAUCGCUUAAAAUACCUGCAAUUCUGUCCUGGAAACAGCCAUUGUGGGUUCCUGAUUCAGAGGCGCCCAACUGCAUGAACUGCCAAGUCAAGUUCACCUUUACAAAAAGACGGCACCACUGUCGUGCAUGUGGAAAGGUUUUUUGUGGUGCCUGUUGCAAACGAAAAUGCAAACUACAGUACAUGGAGAAGGAAGCAAGAGUGUGUACUGGCUGUUAUAAUGACAUUAAUAAAGCACAGGCAUUUGAAAGGAUGAUGAGUCCAACUGGUCCUGUCCCAAACUCCAGUGUUUCUGUUGAGUGUUCUACUGUUCCACCUUUGGAGGAAGCUCAGAUACCUGGUAGUGCUAGCUCUCCUUCACCUUCUACAUCAUUACCUAUCCCAGUACUUAAACAGCCCGGUAUUGAAGGGCUGUGCCCCAAAGAACAGAGGAGAGUUUGGUUUGCAGAUGGGAUUUUACCAAAUGGUGAAGUGGCAGAUACAACAGUACUUUCAUCCGGAGCAAGGAGGUCAUCAGAGGACUUAAGUCCGGUAAACCCUGAGUUGCCAGAGAUGCAUAUGGCUGUAAGCCCAGAGGAAGAUGACAUAUUACCUGAUGUAGAUCCAAAACAGAAGGAAGAAAGCGAUGAUACUACAAAAAUGGAGGAAUUAUGUCCUGUUUCUUCAGAUGAUGCACAGCAGGCCGUUCCAGGCCAGAGUGAGCUGGUACAGAGUCGUACAUCUGUAACUUUAGAAACUGAAGAGUGUUCUCCUGCUGCAGAAGCUGAGAAGACUAGUUCCAGUUCAGUUGAUCAGACUACUAGUGAUGUGCCUGUUAGUCCUUCAAGUUACAGAGCACUGUGUGGUGUUGAGAACUGUGUUCGCAAAGAGAUCAGCCUUGUUCCUGAUGGUGAUAAACUGCCACCGCUUCUGCUUGCAGUGGGUGAAAAAGGAAAAGAUCCUCUAGUGGAAGAACAUCCAUCUCGCCAAAAGAUCACCUUGCUUCUUGUGGAAGGAGGUCCUAAUCUGUUAACUUUUAUCCUAAAUGCAAACUUGCUUGUGAAUGUUAAGCUAAUAACUUAUUCUUCAGAAAAGUGCUGGUACUUCGCAACAAACGGACUUCAUGGUUUGGGUCAGGCGGAAAUUGUCAUUCUGUUGCAGUGUUUGCCAGAUGAAGAGAUUUUUCCUUGUGAAAUACUAAGAUUAUUUAUUGACAUCUAUAAGGAUGCAAUGAAAGGAAGGUUAAUAAGAAGCAUGGAAAACAUUACUUUUACUGAAAACUUUUUCAGUAACAAAGAGCAUGGAGGACUCCUGUUUGUUUCACCAACUUUUCAGAAACUUGAUGCUCAGAUUCUACCAGAUCACCCUUUUCUUUUCGGUGUUCUCAUCCAUAAGCUGGAAAUACCCUGGGCAAAAGUUUUUCCUAUUCGUUUAAUGUUAAGACUGGGAGCAGAAUACGGGGCAUAUCCUACUCCUGUAGUAAGUUUCAGGCACCGGAAGCCACUCUUUGGUGAGAUCGGACACACAAUUAUGAACCUACUUGUUGACCUUAGAAAUUACCAGUAUACUUUGCAUACCAUAGACAACCUGUUUGUUCAUGUGGAAAUGGGUAGAAGCUGUGUUAAAAUACCCCUAAGGAAGUACAAUGAGGUAAUGAAGGUGAUAAAUUCUUCUAAUGAACAUGUAAUUAGUAUUGGAGCAAGUUUUAAUACUGAAGCAGAUUCUCACUUAGUGUGUGUGCAGAAUAAGCAUGGCCUUUAUCACACACAAGCAAUCAGUGCUACUGGACAUCCCAGGAAAGUUACAGGUGCAAGUUUUGUGGUGUUUAAUGGAGCCCUAAAAACAUCUUCGGGAUUUUUAGCUAAAUCCAGUAUAGUUGAAGAUGGACUAAUGGUACAAAUAACACCAGAAACGAUGGAAAGCCUACGUCAGGCGUUAAGAGACAAGAAGGACUUUAAAAUAACUUGUGGCAAAACAGAUACAGGAGACAUGAAAGAAUAUGUAGAUAUUUGCUGGGUAGAAAAUGAAGAAAAAACAAACGAAGGAAUUUUAAGCCCAGUUGAUGGAAAAUCAAUGGAAGGAACUCAGAGUGAGAAAGUACCACAAGGCAGAGACUUUCAAAGAGAAGGAAAAGUCAUGAAGUGUACUGAAGUUA